This is a messenger RNA of Amphimedon queenslandica, 1016 nucleotides long. RefSeq names its product suppressor of cytokine signaling 2-like. Lineage: Eukaryota; Metazoa; Porifera; Demospongiae; Haplosclerida; Niphatidae. Gene Ontology annotation, biological process: intracellular signal transduction; phosphatidylinositol phosphate biosynthetic process. The transcript has a single exon. The record is from RefSeq and is a predicted model, not a curated record. The coding region runs from base 79 to 762 and encodes 227 amino acids. Gene Ontology annotation, cellular component: phosphatidylinositol 3-kinase complex. Gene Ontology annotation, molecular function: 1-phosphatidylinositol-3-kinase regulator activity.
UAGGUAGUGUCUCGCUGCUGAGCUCAGCAACUACUACAAAAGGACUCUCUCUCCUUCCCCGGGCCUGUUACACUACCAAUGGCUUGCUGUUGUAUAGAAGAAGGCUCGCUGUCCUCAGGGCUACAAGAGACACUCUCCUCCUUACCAAAGAUAGGCUGGUACUACGGGAACAUUACCGUACCCGAGGCCGAGAGGAUUCUAAAAGAUGAACCAAAUGGAUCCUUUAUAGUGAGGGAUACCCCACCAUCAAAUCAGAAAGGUGCCUCCAGUGACCUAUUCACAAUAACUUUCAAACUGAGAGGAAGAUGUGGCAGUAUCAGAGUAGACUAUUCAAAAGGUUACUUCACUCUCUCUCUCUCUGACCCUGGGCUACCUCUCUUCAGGACCAUGAUGGAUUUAGUUGGAUAUUGUACCAAUCGUUCUGCAGUACAGAAGAAACCGGUGUGUGUACUAACAGGACACGAGGAGGAGACACAAACUCACAUAUAUCUCUAUCUUACCAAACCAGUCAACAGGCACACUAAAGUUCACAGCUUACAGCAUUCUUGUAGACAGGCUCUCCACAGUUACCUUACGCUAGACAAGAUGAGUUCCCUCCCUUUACCAAAGUACCUCCUGGAGGGGUACAUGAUACAGAACCCACUCUAUGACCCAGAACUAUACCCUCUUGACACUGACGAUGAUUCUAAAUCAGAAAUAUCAACCAACAGCAGCAGCAGUAGUACAGUUAAUACAGACAACGAGUUGGACACAGAGAGAUGAAGGGACACCAUUGGUUCCCCAGGCACUGCAUUAACAAACAUUCACACCUUCUUUCUCACUUCUGAUCCAUAUUGGAUUCAUGCACCAGCUUUAUGUCUGUUUGUCAUAUCACUUUUAAUUGGAUUCUUUGAACUGAUUAAUUAUUAUAAGAACAUGAACAACAUCUGUAGCAAAAUCACUCACAUUUUGUAUUAGAUACACUUUACUAUCUUUAUAGUUUUUAUGAUGUUUUAAAAAACUAUGUGAAACUUGAA